AUGUCGUGUCAAGCUAGUGUCAAACCCCUAAAAGCGAACAUUUCAGAAGAUGAUUUGGCAGCCUUGGCCGCGGAAACCUGUAUACCGAUAGCAAUUGUGGGAAUUGGGUUCCGGGGACCAGGGGACGCCAAAAAUGUCGACAAGCUGUGGGAAAUGAUUCUGACGGGUAGAGAGGCAUGGACCCCAAUUCCAGCUAGUAGGUGGAACAGCGCAGCAUUCUAUCACCCAGAUCACAAUCGACACGGAACGAUCAACGUGGAAGGUGGUCACUUUCUGGAAGAGGAUGUAUCUGUGUUUGACGCGCCGUUUUUUAACAUGACAAGUGACGAGGCAGCAGCUAUGGACCCCCAACAGAGAUUGCUCUUGGAAGUAGCAUAUGAAGGUCUUGAAAAUGCUGGAAUUCCUCUGACCAACAUCAUGGGUACAAAGACAUCGUGCUUUGUAGGAUCUUUCUCUGCAGACUAUACAGAUCUGCUACUUCGGGAUCCAGAGUGUGUACCCAUGUAUCAGUGCACAAAUGCCGGACAAUCACGUGCAAUGACGGCAAAUAGGCUGUCUUAUUUCUUUGAUUUGAAAGGGCCUAGUGUUACGGUAGACACAGCCUGCUCGGGAAGCCUUGUGGCACUCCAUUUGGCAUGCCAAAGCCUCCAGACAGGAGAUGCGUCAACGGCUAUUGCAGCGGGAGUGAAUUUGAUCUUGAGUCAUGAGUUUAUGUCAACCAUGAGCAUGAUGAAAUUUCUCUCAUCAGAUGGGAGAUGCCAUACCUUCGAUGAACAGGCUAAUGGGUACGCACGAGGCGAGGCAGCUGGCUGUCUCAUUCUUAAACCCCUGGCUAAGGCGUUACACGACCGCAACACGAUCCGAGCUGUGAUACGAGCAACGGGUUCCAAUCAGGACGGGCGCACAGCAGGAAUAACACUGCCUAAUGGGGCAGCCCAAGAAAGCUUGAUCCGGAGCGUCUAUACACGAGCUAAUCUGGAUCCCUCGGAGACAGAUUUUGUGGAGGCUCACGGGACAGGCACAUUGGCUGGAGACCCAAUCGAGACUGGGGCAAUCGCUCGUGUCUUCGGGACUGGACGUCCACCUGACACUCCUGUACGGAUUGGCUCGAUCAAAACCAAUGUCGGCCACUUGGAAGGCGCAAGUGGAGUAGCGGGUGUGAUCAAGGCAGUUCUGAUGUUGGAAAACCGAACAUUCUUGCCAAACAGGAAUUUUGAAAAGAUCAACCCGCGUAUUCCACUCGAUGAUUGGAACCUCAAGGUUCAAUUACGCCCUGAGCAAUGGGGAACCACAGGACUUCGUCGCGUUUCCGUGAAUAGCUUUGGGUAUGGUGGAAGCAAUGCCCAUGUCAUUGUCGAAGAAGCACAUGGCUGCAUAUCUAGCUGCGGGCUCAAGGGAGAUGACAGAAUUCCAACCACCACAGCCCAAAACUAUGAUGACACAGUUCCUAGCACGCCGCCUGAUUUAUCUCGCAUAUUCAUGGUUUCUGGUUUUGAUGAAAGAAGUUGUACGCAACAGAUGCAGGCUCUGAGCAAUCAUAUCCUCGAUAGGGAACAUGAGGUUGACCAUGAGAAGUUUCUGGAUGAUCUUGCAUUCACAGUCAACGAGCGACGCUCUGUCUUUCCAUGGAAGGCCGCCGUUGUCGGAGAUACGAUGUCAGGUUUGGCAGCCUCGCUCUCUCAGAACGUCAAAGCUAGGAGCGCUGUUCGGAAGCCAACCCUUGGGUUUGUCUUCACUGGGCAAGGCGCACAGUGGGCCGGGAUGGGAAAGGAGCUGUUUCAGGCCUAUCCUGUCUUCAAAAUGUCAAUUUUGAGUAUCGACAGAUAUCUGAAAGAUAUUAGAGCUCCCUUUACAGUAGAAGGCGUGAAAACAGAGGAGAUCACCAAGUCACCCCAGGACUCGGAUUUGAACCAUCCAAGUCUCAGCCAGACAGUGUGCACUGCAUUGCAGAUUGCACUCGUUGAUUUGCUGAAAUCAUGGGGUAUAUGGCCAGACUCCGUGACGGGUCAUUCCAGUGGAGAAAUUGCAGCUGCAUACGCUACUGGUGGACUCAAUAUGAACGAUGCAAUGUCAGUGGCAUACUACCGAGGGGCUGUGGCAAGCCAACUGCUGCAUGACCAGCCAAACAGAGGUGCUAUGCUGGCAGUUGGUAUGUCUGUCGAAGAUAUACAGCCCUACCUGGACACAUUUCAAUCCAGACAGCUGGUGGUAGCGUGUAUUAACAGUCCAUUGAGUGUGACAAUAUCAGGUGAUACCCUUGCCAUCGAUGCACUCGCACAAACAUUGAAAGAAAAACAAUUCUUCUGUCGGCUCCUUGAAGUAGGUGUUGCUUAUCACUCUCCUCAUAUAGAACAGGUUGCAGAACAGUAUUACAGCUUGAUAGAACACAUCCAGCCCCGAAGACCGGAUCAAAUAGCGGGAGACGACAGAGAAGGAGGUAGAUCGCUCUUUUCCUCAGUUACUGGAGCAACGGCUGCUUUGGAAGAGUUGAAUGCUCAGUACUGGGUGUCAAAUUUGGUUGGUCAAGUGAAAUUUGCCAAGUCCCUGAGGGCUUUGUGUUUUGAGACCAAUGCCCAGCGUGCUGGGUAUGCAGGGGUGUCCAGAAUGAGAAGGGCUGGGGCAGCCCAAAAGCCUUCGGUGGAUUGUCUCAUCGAGAUUGGUCCUCAUGCGGCACUUUCCGGGCCGAUCAAGCAAAUUCUCCAGGCCGACGCGAAACUUAAUGCUGCCGAUAUAGCAUAUAUCAGCAUUCUGAAACGCAAGGCCAAUGCAGUCACUGCAGCGCUCGGAGCCGUCGCUACACUAGCAUCACUCAACUAUCCAAUUAACUUUAGUGCAAUCAAUAGGCCUACAGGGACCAAGAAAAUUCGUACACCACAGCUACUGCUUAAUCUUCCAACAUAUGCCUGGAAUCACACUAGGUCAUAUUGGGCGGAGCCACGACUGAGUAAGAUAUAUCGGAAUCGAAGCUCGCCGCGGAUCGAUUUGCUUGGUGCACCAGACAACAUGGCAUGUCCAUUUGAGCCUCGAUGGAGAAAUUACCUUCGAACCUCAGAGCUCCCUUGGCUUCUUGAUCACAAGAUUCAGGGGAACAUUGUUUUUCCCGCCGCAGGGUAUCUGGCCAUGGCAAUCGAAGCAUCGGUACAGCUGAGCAAGGGCAAAGAAAGGAUUGCCAGAUACGUUCUGCGAGAUGUGGUAAUACAAUCAGCACUGGUGCUCAGUGAAACCUCUGCCGUCGAGGUUAUGGUAUCUCUUCAAAUGUCAACACAAGACCACGAAAAAUUGUACAAUUUCCAAAUAUACUCCAUCUCAGAGGAGAAUAGGUGGAGUGAGCAUUGUACUGGGUUGGUUGGGAUACAGAGAAGCAUUGGUGUUUCGGGUGAUGGGCUCGAGGAAAGUGAGGGUUAUGCGACGGUCCCGUUGGGGACAGAGGUUCAUGGAAUAUCGGUUAUUGAUGUCCAUGAUUUUUAUGAGAAACUUCAAAACUCCGGCCUGGAAUACGGACCAUGCUUCGCGAAUAUGACAAAAGCACGUGUCACUCAAGAUGGGACGUGCUUUGCAGAAGUCACCAUACCAGAUACAUUAUCCGUGAUGCCUGCGUCAUUUCAGCAUGAACUUUUCGUCCAUCCAUGCACUCUGGAUAGCAUGUUCCAAACAAUUUUUGCCGCUCUACCUCCAGGUAUGGGGAUUGAGGAAGGACCUGCCAUUCCUGUUUACAUCGAAGAGAUGAUUGUAUCCUCAAGUCUCAGCUGCUCGGGAGGAAAGCUAAUGAGCAUCUGUACUCAUGUGCGCCCAAUGCCCAAAAAGGGCGUGAUGGCAUGUAUAGCCGCGGUGAGUUGUAACGAGAUGAAAUUCGAAACCGAGCCAACUCUUUCACUUCGUGGCCUACGAUGUGCGCGGCUCGAGCGUCAUGAACCGGCAUCGCAGACAAAAGAAAGCCGCCUCAUUUACCAGAUUGACUGGAAGCCUGAUCCGAAGUUUCUUUCUGGCAAUAACGCGUCAUUUCUAUUCAACGACAAGGGUGCUGUUCAAGAACCCGCGCCUCAACCAGAAUACGAUGAGAGUGCAGCCGGCUUCAUUAGAGCUGCGCUGGAGGAAGUCAGUACAACAGAGGCAAUGGGGCUUGACUAUUCUCACCGCAGAUUCCGGUGUUAUCUCCAAGAUGUGCUCGAAAGACACGAUAAAACCUCAAUAUCGUUAUCUCACUGGGAAAAUGUCGAUUCCAUGCCGAUGGGAAGGCUCCUUCCUCUCAUUGGCCAGAAUCUGGUGGCUAUUAUUCGAAACCAAGUUGAAUUUUCCACAGUCAUCAAAGAUGAUCGCCUUUUGGAUGAGUUCUGGGAUAUAUUCUCAGCUGACGCCUCUUAUCGGGCAGCUGCAAAGUAUGUCAAUUUGAUUGGCCACACAAAGCCAGACAUAUCCAUCCUUGAAUUUGGGGUUGGGACAGGCCAGGUAGCGGAGGUAAUUUUGAACCAUCUUGUGACGCUCAAUGGGACACCGCAUUGCGGAAAAUAUACAUUUGCUCACGAAAGUGCUUCUAUUCUUGAGCAUACCUUGAAGCGGCUGGAGGCGUGGUCCAAAUUGGUUAGAUGCAAACCCCUGGAUCUUGGCAAGGAUUUCACCAAGCAAGGAUUUGAAAAGAAUUCAUUUGACAUCAUAAUCCUGCCGCAUGGAUUGUGUACUGCACGUUGUGAAAAAAGUGCGCUUGCCAAAAUCCAUGAUCUUUUGGGGCCACAUGGCUAUCUGAUUGCAAUCAAUGCCUUUGACCCAAAGAAGGAUGUCGUGAAAAAUCUUUUAUUUGGUGCAUUGCACUGCUUGUCAGCAGAAGAAUUCUGUCUGGGACAAGGUGGUUGGACAGCGAGUCAAUGGGACGAGAUCCUGAAAGAUGCGUAUUUCACAGAGGUUGAUGCCUAUGCGGAGCAAGACUCUGAGAAGAGCCACCAAUUCAUCGUGGGCAAAAAGCGAAAAACCAAAAGAUCGCCUAGAAUUGUUUCCAUCAUUUGUCAGGACAGAACAAAAGCUGUCAGAUAUCUAGUUAAUGAACUCGAGAAGACCUCGGGGGAUGUGAAUGUGACAGACCUCGAUAAUGUGGAGUGUAAGGACCAGAUUUGUUUGGUCUUGGAUACUUCAAAUUCUUCUUUGCUGGCCGCUCCCAAUGAAGUCACAUUCAGCAAGAUAAAAGAAUUGUUUACACAGAGUGGAGGAGUUCUCUGGAUAACAAGGGGAGGGACAAUUGAGGCCGUUAACCCUAACGCGGCCUUGGCUGUUGGAUUUGCAAGAACGGCGCGCGCCGAAUCGGGUGUCAACCCGAUUGUCACCCUUGAUCUGGAUAUUCAAAAUCCCCUCUCGGAAUCCCAAGCCGCGAAGAUGAUCGCAAAGGUGCUGGUUACGCGGUUUCUCCGUGAGAAUAUGGAUGAAGACACGGAAUAUGCAGAGAGAAAUGGACAAAUCCUGGUUCCACGGGUACUAGAGAAUGUGAAAGCGAACAAGGCCAUGAACAGUAUCAAUGAUAUUGAGGCUGUAUCCGAUCAAUUUUUCCAUCAGCUCCAGCAACCUCUCCGUCUUUCCAGGAAAUUUGAUAACCCCGGUUUUGUUGGUGAUUCCCAGAUGGGAGAACUCCCGGUCGGCUACGUCGGAAUCAAAGUACACUGUUUCAGCCUGAAUAAAUGGGAUAUUCAGCCAGAUCAUCUGGAUUGGGAAACAGACGAUACCAUUGGUCUGGAGUGCAGUGGCAUAGUAUACAAGAUCGGCACCGGGGUCCACGGCAUUACGGUAGGCGACCGGGUUGCGUGUCUCGGAACUGGGACUGCGAGAAGCUUUUAUCAUGAUCAAGCAUCAGUCUUCCAGAAGAUCGAUGACGGAAUGUCAUUACAAGUGGCUUCAUCUUUGCCACUAGCAUAUACAAUUGCUUACUAUGUUGUGAACUACCUGUCACUGACAGAGUCAAAUGAGGUCGUUGUCAUUCAUGAGGCCGGCAGUCAUUUCGGCCAAGCACUUCUUGAAGUGUACUUACUGAGGGACGCUCGGAUAUUUGCGAUAGUACAGAGCUCCGAAGAAAAGGACUUGCUGAGCUCGAGGUUCGGGAUAUCCGAGGAGCAUGUCUUCAUAAACGAAAAAGAUGAUAUAGUCAAGGGUGUGCUACGUUUGACGGACGGCAAAAAGGCAAACGUAGUAGUCACGUUCGAGACGACAGAGGACAAAGUUCUCCAGAAUUGCACCGCGCCAUUUGGUCGGUUUAUUCAACUUCGAACAAACAAUACCAAAACUAGACCAUUGUCAUGUCCUCAGAAUAUGUCCCUGUCUACUGUCAAUAUAUUCGAGCUUCAAAGGGAGAGGACCGACCUUACCAACCAGAUAUGGCCGAAAGUCUUUCGCUUGUUCCUCCAAGGACGACUCAAAGGGCCUAGUUUUACCGAUGUAUAUCAGGUUGGAUAUAUUCAAGAGGCAAUAACGGCAGUUCAAACCCGCCAACAUGUUGUGGUCCAUGUGGAAGACGGUGAUACUGCGAAGGCCAUGCUGCCUAAGGCUACCCAUCCGUUGUUCUGUGGAAAUGCGUCAUAUAUGCUGGUCGGUGGGCUUGGCGGAAUUGGGAGGGAAGUAGCUUCGUGGAUGGCGCAAAAUGGGACAAAGAGCCUAGUUUUCGUCAAUAGAAGUGGCCUUUCAACGCAUCAGUCUCAGACGACAGUCAGAAAUCUGGUGGAAAAAGGUAUCCAGGUAACUACAAGAUCUUGCGACAUAUCCGAUGAGACUGAAGUUCAACGAAUGUUUCAUGAGCUCUCUUAUUGCGUGCCCCCAAUACGGGGGCUGAUUCAGGCAGCCAUGGUCCUCAAGGACGUUCACGUUGAAAAUAUGAGGUUAGACGAGUAUCGAGAUGUCAUGGGCCCGAAGUAUCAUGGGACAUGGAAUUUGCACCGAUAUGUCCCCGCGGACCUUGACUUCUUCCUGAUGUUAUCAUCUAUCAGCGGCGUUAUUGGGAAUGCCACACAGGCUGCCUAUGCCACUGGCUGCACUUUCAUGGAUUCAUUCGCUGCCUAUCGAAGGGGUUUAGGUCUUCCGGCAGUGUCUUUGGAUCUUGGAACGAUUACAGAUGUUGGCCAUUUGGCCGAAAACAAGGAUUUAGCCGCAAAGAUGGAACGGCAAGGAUUUCAGGGCACUAAAACGCCAACUCUUUUAUCUCUGAUACAAUUUGCAAUCUCUCAGUCAAUGAGCGGAAGAGCACAACUUGUAACUGGCCUUGGCCAAUGGAAAGAGAAGGAAUCACUUGGGAAUUUUGAUGCGCCCUUGUUUGCCCACUUCCGAUACAUGUUUCAGGGUCAUGGCGAAUCUACUGCGCUUGGUGACUCGAUGGAAGGAUUGAAGGUUGAACUUGAUGUUGCAAAAACGGUGGAUCAAGCCACCAUUUUAAUCUGCGACGCUCUGAGCAGGAAGAUUGCCUCUCACCUCUCCAUCCCGAUGGAAAACAUUAAUCCUUCGAAUCCUGUUUCCGAGUAUGGAGUUGACUCCCAUGUGGCUGUGGACCUGCGCAACUGGAUAUCAAGAUGCACGGAUUGCACUAUCCCCAUUUUGGAAAUUCUAGCAAGUUCUAUGUUGGAGUUAUCUCAUAAGAUUGCCAGCCAGAGAGUCGCCGGCAAAUCGGAGUGA
This is a messenger RNA of Penicillium vulpinum, 7635 nucleotides long. Its product is annotated as putative polyketide synthase. Gene Ontology annotation, biological process: secondary metabolite biosynthetic process; fatty acid biosynthetic process. NCBI's taxonomy places the organism in Eukaryota, Fungi, Ascomycota, Eurotiomycetes, Eurotiales, Aspergillaceae. Gene Ontology annotation, molecular function: oxidoreductase activity; phosphopantetheine binding; fatty acid synthase activity. Bases 1 to 7635 code for a protein of 2544 amino acids. The record is from RefSeq and is a predicted model, not a curated record. The transcript is spliced from 8 exons.